AUGNACCCAGACAUCAUCGAACGAGUGACGCAGCGGUCAGCGACACGUGACACUCAACGGUUGGGAGAUGUGCCAGAACUCGAGGGGGUGGCACGGGCAACGAGAGGCCUCAAGAACUGGAAGAAAACCGGCCAUGACUCCCUCCCUGCGGAGUUGCUCAAGAUCGAUGACGACGAACCCUUCGUCCUGGGACACCUCCAUACCAUCCUCGUCAAGGUGUGGAACGGGGGAGAUAUUCCGCGAGAGUGGAAGGAUGCAACCAUCAAGGUGCUGUACAAGAAGGGUGACCGGUCCAACUGUAACAACUACAGGGGGAUUUCGCUACUAUCUCACGUAGGCAAGGUCCCCAUCAAGAUCAUCACCAACCGUCUAAGCGCCUUCUGCGAAGCCAACAACAUCCUCCCGGAGGAACAGUGCGGAUUUCGACCCGGGCGAUCCACCGUCGACAUGCUGUUCGUCGUGCGCCGCCUCCAGGAGCUGGGGCGGAGAAAGAAAAUACCGCUCUACAUGUGCUUCGUCGACUUGAACAAGGCGUAUGAUUCGGUGGACCGAGAGAUGCUAUGGAAGGUGCUGGCCAGGGCCGGGAUUCCCGCGAAGCUGAUCGAAGUCAUCCGCCAAUUCCACGAUGGAAUGCGGGCCCGGGUGCGCACGGACGACGGAGAACCAUCGGACUGGUUCUUCGUGACACAGGGCGUGCGACAAGGAUGUGUGCUAUCCCCACUGCUGUUCAACAUCUUCUUCGCCGAGGUCCUCGAGGUCGUUGUCAUCCGAUUCAGCGAGGAUGAUAUUGUUCUGCGGAGCCUGGUGUGCUUGGAGGAGGGAAAGACGGAAGCGGGGGGGGGGGAGAAGACACCCCUUGACCGAGUUCGGAGGGCAGUAUGGGGGAUGCUGUAUGCCGAUGAUGCCGGCGUCGUAUCGAGGUCUGCAUGCAUGACAUGGUCACCACUCAGCGGCCACUAUCAGACACUGCGGUCGAUAUCGGUCCUUCGAGUUAUCGGGUACAAGCGCAAGAAAGACACCUGCCGGCAGCUCUCGUACGCCCAGACGCUGAAGAGGGUCGAAUGCCAGAGCGUUGAAGCCACGAUCCGACAACGACGCCUACUGUUCGCGGGAGCAUUGGCAAGGCAGCCGGACGGGCGACUCCCGAAACGACUGAUGUUCGGCGAACUGGCAGGGGGGGGGAAGCGAUGUAGGGAGGACAGGAACAGAACUGGCCGAAGUGUGUGCUCGACGAUCUGA
This is a messenger RNA of Ectocarpus sp. CCAP 1310/34, 1239 nucleotides long. The record is from the annotation of a GenBank genome assembly. NCBI's taxonomy places the organism in Eukaryota, Phaeophyceae, Ectocarpales, Ectocarpaceae.